UUAAGUUGUCAGCAUUGAUAUUGGAUUAGUCAUCGGGAAAGCAAAACAAAAGUGUCUGGCUGAAAAAAAUCUCAUUUUCCGAAAUUUCUAGCCAUAUUUCUGUGAUUCCAACAACCAAACAGUCUCAAAAAGAUGAAUCGCCUUUUCGGAAAGGCUAAGCCCAAGGAGCCUUUGCCCAGCAUCAAUGAUUGCAUCCAAGGAGUUGACACUCGGGCGGAGUCUGUGGAACAGAAAAUAAACAAGUUGGACACAGAACUGCGCAAGUACAAGGAUCAGAUGGCUAAGAUGAGAGAAGGUCCGGCCAAGAAUGCUGUCAAGGCGAAAGCAAUGCGUGUCCUGAAGCAGAAAAAGAUGUACGAGAAUCAGGCUGAGAGUCUCAGGAACCAAUCUUUCAACAUGGAGCAGGCCAAUUAUGCCCAUCAGACACUGAAGGACACUCAUGCAACUGUAGCAGCCAUGAAGGAUGGGGUGAAGAGCAUGAAGAAAGAGUUCAAGAAGAUCAAUAUUGAUCAGAUCGAAGACAUCCAGGAUGAAAUGGCAGACAUGCUGGAGCAAUCGGAUGAGGUACAGGAGGCCCUUGGGCGCACCUAUGGCAUGCCAGAGAUUGAUGAUGAUGAACUGGCGGCUGAGCUUGAAGCUUUGGGAGAUGAUAUUGCUCUCGAUGAUGACACCAGUUACUUGGAUGACGUGGUGAAGGCUCCGGAGGCACCAGACAAGGAACCUGGAGCUGAUAGUGUUGUGCUUAAGAACAAAGAUGGAAUUCCAGUGGAUGAAUUUGGGCUACCCAUGAUUCCAGCAUCGAUGAAGACGACAUAAAAAGCCACAAAUGCACUACGUUCUCCGGAUAUUGCCUCCCAUCCUCCCACUGAGGGUUGUUCCAGGUGAGACACACGCAUUCUUGUAAUAUAUUUUUGUUUAUCUGUAGAUCAAAGAUGUUUCACUGAGCUUUGGAAUAUUUGCAAAUAAAGUCAAACGAAAAAAUAUUUUUAAAGACAUUUUUUAUUGGGAUUCGUACAAAUUUUUCAAUGAUCUAUAAUAAGUUUUUUAGUUAUUAAUUUUCUAAUUAAAUAAUUGAUCAAAUCAAAAAUAUAAAAGUAAAUUUAGGCUAUUCAAUAAUUUGAAAUACAUUAUAUUGGACCAAGGGGAGUAAAGGCAAAGGUGAAUCCUUCGAAAAAUAGACCACGCCCACUUCAAAGGAUUUUUUAGAUGAUAGUAUUAAAAUAUUUAGAUUUCUUGUAGGAUUCUCUGCAAUGCUAGAUAAAGUGAAAAUAGGAUUUUUGGAAAUGCUGAGAAAAAAUGCGACGCCCCUCGAAGCCACGCCCAUUUGACGAGAUUGUUUUCCACCAAAAACUCCCAUUUUUUAUAAACACUCGGAUAGUAUUUUCAAAAAAAAAAAACAGAAACAGCAAGUCCACCAUGAAAAUCUUUUGCAAAAAAA
This is a messenger RNA of Phlebotomus papatasi, 1438 nucleotides long. It is a transcript of the gene Vps60, whose product is annotated as charged multivesicular body protein 5. The transcript is spliced from 2 exons. The record is from RefSeq and is a predicted model, not a curated record. Gene Ontology annotation, biological process: late endosome to vacuole transport via multivesicular body sorting pathway; vesicle budding from membrane. NCBI's taxonomy places the organism in Eukaryota, Metazoa, Arthropoda, Insecta, Diptera, Psychodidae. Gene Ontology annotation, cellular component: multivesicular body. Bases 133 to 816 code for a protein of 227 amino acids.